Cooperia oncophora is the source of this 1290-nucleotide messenger RNA. NCBI's taxonomy places the organism in Eukaryota, Metazoa, Nematoda, Chromadorea, Rhabditida, Trichostrongylidae. The record is from the annotation of a GenBank genome assembly.
UUCAGGAAAUCCUUCGCUUGUCCAAAGGUAAAGAGCGACCUUAAAACUGGUACGUCCAUAGGUGAUCUCAGUCCUGAAGAUAUCAGAAUUAUCGCCUCAAUGGGUGAUGCUCUGGCGACUGGGAUGGGUCUAUGGCCCAAAACGACUAUUGAAUUCCGUGGAGCUGCCUUCCCAAGUGGUGGAGAUGCAACCAUCGAUGGACUUAUUACAAUCCCAAAUAUCCUUCGUGAGUUCAACAAUCACUUAGUUGGCGUUUCUCAUGGUAUGGGAACAAGAGAUCAGCUUCCUGAAACGCAGUUGAGUGUCGCUGAAAGUGGAGCUACGACAGACAAGAUGCCAGAACAGGCCCGAGAACUUGUCAGGCGGCUGAGAAAUCUGGUCGAAGUGAACUACAGAGAUCACUGGGUAAUGGUCAUAGUUACCAUCGGCACCGAAGAAGUGUGCUCCAGAUGCACUUCACCCAAUGUCACCGCACUAACGGAAGCAAUAGACAUACUUCAGAAGAAUCUUCCUCGCGCUUUUGUCGUACUAUUGGGACCUAUCCAUGUGUCGUUUCCGUACGAACUCAAGGGUAACCUGUUGAAAUCCCGCUGCGAAUGUUCAAGGGAAGCAUCGAAUACAUUGAUGGAGAAUUUGAGUGCUGCCUGGAAGAAAACGUUCGAAGAUCUGCAGGAACAUGUGGACCAUAACCCCUUUAGGGCUUCGACAUUUGGAAUUCUUGCCAUUCCCGAACUCACCAUAACUUCUCGAUAUCCUUAUGGCCUUUUUAUUCCCAACAAGCCGCUACUUAACAGAAGAGGUCACAAUUAUGCCACGAAAUGGCUUUGGAAUCGUUUGAUUGCUGGUGAAAAUUACAACCUUUCAGCAGCAGUGCUGUCUCAAGAUGCUUACUUCUGUCCCUCCAUCGGUUGCCCUUAUUUCCGCAAUACAGCGAACAUCCAUGGUUGCCAAUUGCUGAGCCUCAGUGAGGCAAAAGAAAAAGAACUAUACUUGGGCGUCGAUGGCAAAGUUCUCAAAACGAAAAGGCGAACACGAGAACGCUUGUACACCAUCGCUAUUUGCAUAGUGGGUAUAGCAUUUUUCGUCGUCUGCACGCUAGGAACGGUAUUUUACCAGAGGAGCAAACAGGGUGAACAUGGCCGGUUCGAAAUCGUCGAUGAAGCGCAGAAAAAGUUUGAAGACGCACAAAAAGAAGAGGAAAAGGCGCUUCUGACGAAGCAGGUGACAAGAGGGAUGUCAAUGAAUGAAGGCCUACAGAGAAGUACUCGGAAAUUGACUGAAGAGGCGUAA